Molecule: messenger RNA, 1790 nt
Organism: Danio rerio (zebrafish)
Lineage: Eukaryota; Metazoa; Chordata; Actinopteri; Cypriniformes; Danionidae
Source: RefSeq, a predicted model, not a curated record
AAUCGCAUUAGUACAUUUGUAUCUGAUCUGGGACCAGAAAAUAAAACUUCAAAUAUACAUUUCAGGUAACACAUUGAAAAAUCUUAUGGAUAUUCACUGAACAGACACUGAUGUCAUAUAAACAACCUACAAUAAUAGAAAAAAAUUUGAAUUUUGAAUCACUGAAUUUUAAGAGGUGCACACAAAGGCGAUGAACUCCACAGUGCUUCAGGUUAAUGCACAAGACAGAUUCAGGGAUGCUUUGGUUAGAAAUUUCAUUGUUGUUAUCUUUGGAAUCACAAUUAACUCCAUCAAUGGUUUGUUUGUGUUUACAUUCUUUAGGAGUUCAGUUUUCUACAAUGAUCCAAGAUAUAUUCUAUAUAUUCACUUGGUUAUCAAUGAUAUGCUCAUGGUUUUUGUAAGUGUGUCUCUUUCUGUGAUGGCUUAUGCAUGGCGAAAUGUACCUAUCCCGUUUUGUGUUGUACUACUGAUAAUAGCUUCAAAAACUCAUAAGAACAGUGUUCUGACUUUAGCUGGCAUGUCUGUUGAGCGUUACAUUGCCAUCUGUAAACCACUGCAUCACCAUCAGAUUUGCACAGUGCGCAGGACGUACAUCCUCAUCUCUCUGAUAUGGAGUGUUGGAGUUUUACCUGGAUUGUCUGACUUUAUUCUCCUUUCAGUUAUUGAUCCUACUUUCUAUACUAAAGAUACUAUUUGUACUGCAUCAAGGCUUUAUAACACACCUUACCAUGAAGAACUUAGCAAAUAUAUGACUGGCAUUUAUUCAUCUGGUGUGUGGUUAAUACUCAUAUACACAUACUGUCGAGUGUUGAUCACAGCCAGAAAGGCCUCCACAGAUAAAUCCUCAGCAAAAAAAGCUCAAAGUACCAUCCUGCUACACGGAGCGCAGCUUCUGCUCUGUAUGCUGUCCUACAUUACUGGCUACCUAGAACUGAUGUAUGCUCAACUGUUACCAGCCGAUCGGUCAAUAUUGGUCUUUUGUAAUUACCUUCUGACAAAUUUACUACCGCGGCUGCUCACCCCAAUGAUUUACGGUGUUCGAGAUAAAGUGUUUUAUAGUCACAUGAAAGGCAUUGUUGCAUGUAAAUUAGUUAUUGUAAAGGUUGAAUCAACCAAACAAUAAGCAAAAAAAAAAAAGACUCCUAAACUAGCUGUUUGAAAUUUUGUUUACUCUCUGUUAAAAUACAAUGCUAUAAUUAGCACUUUUGUGUAAUUAGUGCAUAAUUUAUUAAUUUCCAAAAAUAAUGCAUCAUAUAUUUGUGUAACAACCAUUCUGUAAUAUUUAAUGUAAAUGUGUUUCAAAGUGUAAAUUCUUGAUGUAAGCAUUGCACUUAGAUGAAUGACUUGUAAUACUAAAGCAAAUGUUCAAAAUGUCAAUAAUUCCUGUAUCCCAAUUAGUAGAGCAUGGCACUGUCACCAUUUACAUUUUCCUAGGAAGGCCUUUAAUAAUAAAUGGAUAUCUUGAAUAGACUAUUUUUCUUUGGAUGGAAGUGUGUAUUAAUUGAGUAAAUGUAAACAAAAAUAUACUACCCUUGUUUUUUCUGUUACAAAAAUGUCACCAAAUAUGGACUAACCCAACCACUGGUUUAAAAUGUUGGCUCCAGCACCCUCACUGUUGACUCUGCCACUAUGUCUACAUUUUUAUUGAAUGCAUGAUUGUGAUUUUUUUCAAUUUCAGUGCUCAUGUGAUCCAGGGUGAUUCAUGAAAUCAUACAAACAUUGUGAGAUGAAAUAUAUCCUAACUGUAAAUAUGCUUCCAGUUGGGGUUCAUUAAAUUCAGUUUAGAAAAA